GAUGAAUGACGAUGACCACUGGUGAUGAAAAUUGAAAUUUGAUUUGUCAAAAAACUGAGAAAACGAUCAUAAAAACACGUAGACAAAGUUUAUUAAACUCAACAAUUUUAAGUUUUAAGUUAUAAAAUGCCUCAAAGCGAUAGUGAUGACUUUGAAAGUGCAGAUGAAGGGCAUGUAAGCACUGGAAAAAAAGAUAGGAAGAAACGAAACUCCUCAUCAAACUAUAGUGAUAAUUUAGAAUUGGAUAGUCCUACAUCCAAAACUAAACCCCCAGAUGCAUCUAAAAAUUUGGCAACAGAUGGUUGGGAUGACUUUGAAAUAGAAGACAAUGAAACUGUUGAAAUUUGUGAAGAGCCUAAAGUUUCUAGAACAAAUAAUGAACCUAAACCCAAGCAAGAAAGUUCCCAAGACACCGGCUGGGAUGAUUUUGAUGAUUGGGGACAAAGUGAUUCCAUCAGUACUGAGCCACCUAAACAGCAAAAACCAGACCACAAUAUUCAAACCAUCACCGAUAGGCUGGCCAAUACCACCACUAAGAGUGCUUCAUCAGACAUUCAAGGUGUUACCGACAAGCUGGCCACUAGCACCACUAUGAGUGCUUCACCAGACAUUCAAGGUGCUGACAAGCUGGCCGCUGCACCCACUAAAAGUGACAGCUGGGGUUGGGGCUGGGGUGUCGACACCCUGUUGAGUACAGCUACUGCUGGUAUUAGUAACAUUACAAGUCAAGUAUCGCAGGGCAUAUCAACAGUCCUCGAAACUGGUAUAGGAGCCCCUGACCCAGAGGAGCUUGCUCGUAAAACAGCAAAAAGUAGUGAAGUACCAGCUACAGAGCAGAGUAAGGCAGAAGCUAAAUCUGAAGAUGUGCCUAAUGAUAGUGCGUUUCAGUUUGGUAGUUUGUUGUCAGGAGUUACCAAGUUUGUUGAGACUACUGGGACAAAAGUUAUAGCCGGUGGUCUAGAUACCCUCGAAACGAUAGGCAAAAAGACGAUGGAAGUCCUCCAAGAUGGGGACCCCGGUUUGGCAAAGAAACGGGCCUUACUAGGACUGGAUAAUGACAAGCCGGUAUUAUCGCAGAUAUUGAGAGAGGCAAAGGAAAAAGCGGAGGAGGAGGAUAAAAUUAGGGAAGCGAAAAGAGAAGCAAAAGAAGUGCAUUAUGAAUCGCUGUUUGAUGAUUUUGAAGGUCUAGUACACCUAGAAGCGCUGGAAAUGCUCUCCCGUCAAGUGAACAUGAGGAUAGAGGAACGUCUUCGAAGCGCUGAGCCUGACAAGCGGCAGGAUAUCAAGGAGACAUUGCAGCAGAUUGCUGAGCUCUGCGAGAUGCCAGAAGACGAUGACGACGAUGACGCUGAUGAUGAAGAGCAUCCGCCGGACAUGUCCAAGGAGGAUAUAUUCCACGAGAAACUGCAACGGGCCACAAGGGAUAUUGGACUGAAGAUGCAGUUUCAGCCACUUAUUAAACAGUACACGGACACGCUGGCCGGGUUCGCCACACCCGGCGCCCACCCGCGCGCGGUGUACAAGCGCGCCGUGAGCUGCCUCGCGUGCGGCACCGCGCUGUGCGUGCAGCUCUACCACAAGACGUGCGAGAUGCUGCUGGUGAAGCCGCGCCGCUCUACUGCCGACGAGGCGGACGCGCUCGCGCAAUUGACGGUAGUUCUAACGAAACAUAUAAGUGAAAUGGCGACAUCAUUCACCGAGAAACUCACUCAAUUACCAGAUGAAGAAAAGGAUGUUAUAAACAAUUAUAUCACUAAUAUAUUUUUAGAGGCCGGUAAUAGUUCAAAGUACAUCGAAAAUGCGUUCCAGCUGACCUUGCCCAUCAUUCAAAUAGGCGCAGUUUAAAAUUAGUUUAAACUAUAAAAUAAUAAAUAAAUUAUGACCUCAUGGAUUUCAUUAGAUUCAUCAUAAAUGGAUAUAGGAUCUUUUUAUAAUAGUAUAAAUACACUAUAUUGUAAAUGGCAAAGAACACAAUAAAAAUAUCACAAUAUAUAAAUAUGUACAAAUUGAAGGCCUUAUCGCUUAUUAGCGAUAUCUUCCAAGCAAUCUAGGAUAGAAAAUAUUCGUCUUUCAAUUAAAAAUCAUAAUUGAUAUAUGAUCAGCUUGAUAGUUAAAAACAAUAAUUAUU
Colias croceus (clouded yellow) is the source of this 2128-nucleotide messenger RNA. RefSeq names its product protein FAM114A2. Lineage: Eukaryota; Metazoa; Arthropoda; Insecta; Lepidoptera; Pieridae. The record is from RefSeq and is a predicted model, not a curated record. Bases 127 to 1845 code for a protein of 572 amino acids. The transcript is spliced from 10 exons.